GAUAAAUGCAAGAUCUUAUGUCAAGAUAAAAAAAAAUCGCCCCCGAUUCUAAACCAUUAGCAGAGUGGAAAGGUUGCCACGGCGCAUCUUCGAAAAUGGACCAAAAGAAACAAAACUUAUCACUCGACAUACAGGAAGCAAUCCUUAGUCCUCUGUUCGAAGAUUUGGAUAAUAGUAUUGCCUUUCGAUGGACAUCUCUCAGUGAUGACGAAAAGCAAGCCAACAUUCGGCCGGACGCAAUCCAUCAACAUCAUACACGGAGCAAUGUUGGGCGAACGAGAUUAGUCGGGCGAAAUGCUUCCGAUAAGCACAAGUUGAAAUCUGCUUUUAUUUUUCUUGUUGUUGGUAAAAAUGCUACGCUCUACAUUGUCAAUCGGGCAAAAAGUGAUCUCUACACCAUAUCCAACUCCCGUUCAGCCUUGAUCAAGUUCCAAUUUUCAUUUCGCAAAUGAACAAGGUCACCAAUCGUUUCCAAAAUGUUGCUAAAGGCGAUAAGCGCGACUUCUACCCGGAAUCCGUUGACUAUUUUGGCACGUUAUGCAUAAAAAAACCGACGGAAAAAACACCUAGCAAACUGAAGGCGAUUUUUAGCCAUUAUAACCAUUAGCCGUCUUGAUCAUGUUCUCCAUUAUAUGAAUAUACUCCUGUCUGUUUACGAAUAAAAAAG
Radiomyces spectabilis is the source of this 667-nucleotide messenger RNA. RefSeq lists its product as uncharacterized. The transcript is spliced from 4 exons. The coding region runs from base 96 to 452 and encodes 118 amino acids. Lineage: Eukaryota; Fungi; Mucoromycota; Mucoromycetes; Mucorales; Radiomycetaceae. The record is from RefSeq and is a predicted model, not a curated record.